Messenger RNA from Scylla paramamosain (green mud crab), 1912 nucleotides. RefSeq names its product general transcription factor IIH subunit 4-like (gene mrn). The coding region runs from base 346 to 1623 and encodes 425 amino acids. Lineage: Eukaryota; Metazoa; Arthropoda; Malacostraca; Decapoda; Portunidae. Gene Ontology annotation, molecular function: ATPase activator activity; double-stranded DNA binding. Gene Ontology annotation, biological process: nucleotide-excision repair. The transcript is spliced from 9 exons. The record is from RefSeq and is a predicted model, not a curated record. Gene Ontology annotation, cellular component: transcription factor TFIIH holo complex; transcription factor TFIIH core complex.
ACUACCGGGAGACCAUCAAGACCAGCAAUGCAUAUCGGCUUUGUAUUUCUGUAUACGUUCCUUUAUUAAUAACGGAACCUGUUUCCGUUUUAUGUGAACACUUCGGUCAUGCACACAUUGAUAUAUAUUUUUUAAAUGGUUGAUGAAGCGAAGUCGGAAGAGGAGUACCUAAAAAGUUAAAACGAAAAAAGAUACCAAAGCACCAAUCAACCAUCACCAUGUACGGCCCGCAGACCCUCACCUGUAAAAAUCUCCAGGAAUACCUCAAGUCGCUGAGCAGGGAUAUUCUCGACAGGCUAUACAACCACCCAGCCACCUGCCUGGCUGUAUUCAGGUAAGAAACUCAUGGAGCUUCCAGCCCUGAGUCGACAGUUCAUCUUGCGGCUACUCUUUGUCAACAAGCCAGUUGCUCAGGUCCUGCUGGCAUCGUGGAUCCCUCAGCAUGAUGCAGGCAGGGAUGUGGGAGACAUCGCAGCUGAGCACCGACAGGGAACACAAGUCCUGUUAGACAUGUGUAUCUGGCAGGAGGUAAAGGACCAACAAGGCAACAUGGCAAUUAGACUGAGCUCUACUUUCCGAGAGAACCUCAAGGUGGCCAUUCUUGGAGGAGGGAGACCAUGGACUAUGUCAGCCACACUUGAUUCAGAUCCCCACCAAAGGAAUGUGGAAUUUCUUGACAAGUAUGCCAUGGAUCGCUGGGAAAGUGUGUUACAGUUCUUGGUCCAGCCAGGACGGGGACAAAAGGCAAUCUCACGUGAUGCUAUGAGAACGUUGCUUCAUGCUGGUCUUAUAGAAAGCAGUGGAGAGUCUGACAACAUGCAGAUCACAAGUGCAGGCUUCCAGUUUCUGCUUUUGGACACUGCAUCACAAGUGUGGUUUUUUAUCCUCAAGUACCUGGAAACUGUGACUGAACGAGGCAUGAGCUUAGUUGCCUGUCUCACCUUUCUCUUCAAACUCUCUUUUUCAACUCUCGGCAAGGAUUAUAGCAUGGAGGGAAUGGACAAUGAACUCCUCACCUUUCUGCAACACCUACGGGAGUUUGGUCUAGUGUACCUACGCAAAAGAAGCUCUGGAAGAUUCUACCCAACAAGACUUGCCCUCAAUAUCACUGCUGGCCAGAACAAGGGUAUCAUAGAUGUCCCAAAGCAAGGCAAUCUCAUAAUUGAGACAAACUACCGUGUUUAUGCAUAUACCACAUCAGAGUUGCAGAUUUCCCUUCUUGCCAUUUUCUGUGACAUAGAGGGAAGGUUUCCUAACAUGGUGGUGGCAAGUAUUUCACGCAGCAGUGUACGGAGAGCCCUCCUAAAAGGCAUUGGGGCUGAACAGAUCAUCAGUUUCUUGAAGCAACAUUGUCAUCCACAGAUGUACAAGUUAAGCAGUGUUGUUCCUCGCACAGUAGCAGACCAGAUCAAGCUGUGGGAGAUGGAGAGAGAGCGCUUGGAGUUCACCGAAGGAGUUCUUUACAAAGACUUCAUGUCACUACAUGAUUUUAACUUGCUAUCAAAUUAUGCUUCAAGCAAUGGUGUUCUUAUUUAUUCUGAUGAAAGACAAAGAACAAUGGUAGUAACAAAGAAGGGGCAUCCAAGCAUCAAGACAUUUUGGAAAGAAGAGCAAGCUAAGUAAAUGUGAAAUAAGCUUAAUGUACAGAUCAGAAUGUAUUUAUUUUUUAUAAUAAUGAAGUGUAUUUGAUAGGAAUGUGUGCAUUAUAUAUACAUAAAAGGACAACUAGGAGAGUUCUUGUGGGAAUAACCAAGUGGUGUAGAAAAAAAAAUCCUAAUAAGAUUUGAGUUUUUACAAAAAGUUUGGUGUAGAAAAAAAAAUCCUAAUAAGAUUUGAGUUUUUACAAAAAGUUAAGUUAAUAUUCAUAAUUUCAAAGGAUGUUUUGAAUAAAAAUAAAGAAAAUUAAUAUAAA